CCUUAGGCGAGCCGAACCGAGCCGAGCCGAACCGAGCCGAGCCCAGCCCUGCCCUUCCAAGCUGUUUGCCAUGGUGGACGAGCUGGUGCUGCUGCUGCACGCGCUCCUGAUGCGGCACCGCGCCUUGAGCAUCGAGAACAGCCAGCUCAUGGAACAGCUGCGGCUGCUGGUGUGCGAGAGGGCCACCCUACUGCGCCAGGUACGUCCGCCGAGCUGCCCGGUGCCCUUCCCCGACACGUUUGAUGGCGAGAGCUCCCGGCUCCCCGAGUUUAUCGUGCAGACGGCGUCAUACAUGCUCGUCAACGAGAACCGAUUCUGCAACGACGCCAUGAAGGUGGCAUUCCUUAUCAGCUUGCUCACCGGGGAAGCCGAAGAGUGGGUGGUGCCCUACAUUGAGAUGGAUAGCCCCAUCCUAGGCGAUUACCGGGCCUUCCUCGAUGAGAUGAAACAGUGUUUUGGCUGGGAUGACGACGAAGAAGACGACGACGAAGAUGAAGAAGAUGAUUACUAGGCCCGGAGACCCUCGGGCCUAGGGGGGAGGGCACUGCACGCCGCCACCUCCCCCGCUCCCGGCCUCGCCUUGCCCCGCCGGGAGCCACCGCGCUCCUGUCGCGCUCCGAUCCCCAUCCGAUCCCCUUCCCUACCCCUGCCUCUGGUUGUCUCCCCCAUCCUUACCUCCCGCCCCCCCCACCGCCCCUGCCCCGUAGUGCUUGUCUUUGUUCCAGGAAUAGUGCUCCAGUUACCUGCUGCCGAGGCUGGGGCCUCUCUGAAGUGCGCUGCCUCCUACUGUGGGCAGCCCCAGGAUCCUCCCCUGCUAAUCUGAACUGUGUUCUGAGCCCCAACUCUAGGGCAGGCCCCUGUUACAAACUGGUCAGACUGCGCACAGCCCUGCCGACUGUCAGGCCUACAUCUGCCCAGAGUCCUACGCUGCCACCUAACCACCUUCCACUACUUUCCAGCCUUUGGAGAUGAGGAACAACCCAGAAGAUGCCUUAGUUGGCUGUACCUCCUGGGACAUUGAUUUGGACUGCACACCAACCUCCCCCAAGGGGCUAAUCCUUCAACCUGGUUAGUUCCUUACGAAUUCCCAGACUCUUCUCCUGCCCCACCAGAUUGCUGCAGGGGCCUAUUGUGCCCGGCAGCCAAAUUGUUGAUAUUUCUCCUAUGCACCAGUUUUGCACUACUGUCGUUUCUCUUUCAAAAUUGCAGCGAUCCCACAGAUGUGUGCAUUUUGACAAAAAUACUAAAAACAAUACAAACAAAAGCAGGCACUCAGCCCAGCUCCUCAAUACUACCUGGAAAAAGCAUUUGCAUUCUUUUCAAUAAAUAUCAAGCACUACGGAAAGAAAAAGUGUCUUUUAAUGGUUAAGGGCUAUCAUUGGCCUCUGCCACUCUCACCCUGACUCCCAUUAUUCCCUUUGAUAUCAGGGAACAUAGUUCAAUCCCAGUAUUCCCCACUGUCAUGUCUAGGCUACAGAGGACAGCUACCACAGGGCUUUAUGGGGAAUCGGGUACUCCCCUCAUCAAGGCAAGUCUUACAGCCCUGGUGAGGGGUGUGUCCUCUGGGACUUCCAAGAUGACAUGGGUAAGUGGUGGCUGAGCAAGUGGCACUCCAUCCCAAGCUGGGACACUUUUAAGAGAGCUUAAAGGGGGCAUUGUUAAUCAUUAGACUGGGACUGGGACAACAGGCAUAAAUCAGGACAGUCUUGCUGAGCUUUAAGGUUCUUCCUUAACAGGCAAGAGAUAUAUUCUGCCCCUUAACUCUUAGUGCUCGUGAGGUGCUAUUGAGUUCAGGCUUCAAUGAAAAAUGUAGCAUACUGUUUUAAUACCCCUUUUUGGUGCUUGAGCUAACAUUAAAUCCUAGAUCCUGGGUAAAUGCACUCAUAAUAAGUGGAGCCUGAUUUGAACAUUUCAUCUUCCUUGAGCAGAUACCCUUAGAAUCCCCACCCAUCCAUGUGACCCAGAUUCCUGCCUGUAGAAAUUGACAAGAUGCCUGGUUAUCUCCUGAACUAGAUCUUGUACUGCUAUCUGAGCUAUGCUGUGAUCUCUUUGUGGGCCUGGAGGGCUCGGAGGCACUGAGGGAGUGGGGUGAGUGCCGAAAAGAAUCUGCAUACCUUUGUGAGGCAGUUACACAAGGUUAAGUCACUGAAAUGUUAAAUCGGGGAAGUUUGCUUAGGGGAUUGUGAGGGCUAUCUGCCAGCCAGGAACUGUCAGGAGGAUUUGAGGGGUUCUGAGUUCUCACUCUUUAUCUGUAUCUGCCCUGAUGU
Molecule: messenger RNA, 2267 nt
Organism: Hippopotamus amphibius kiboko
Lineage: Eukaryota; Metazoa; Chordata; Mammalia; Artiodactyla; Hippopotamidae
Gene: LDOC1
Product: LDOC1 regulator of NFKB signaling
Exons: 1
Coding region: 71-511 (146 amino acids)
Source: RefSeq, a predicted model, not a curated record